Molecule: messenger RNA, 1229 nt
Organism: Juglans regia (Persian walnut)
Lineage: Eukaryota; Viridiplantae; Streptophyta; Magnoliopsida; Fagales; Juglandaceae
Product: MLP-like protein 34
Exons: 5
Coding region: 73-993 (306 amino acids)
Biological process (GO): defense response
Source: RefSeq, a predicted model, not a curated record
UUUUUUUUUAUCAGAUUUAUUAGUACUGAAAAGCUACAUUGUUUCUGAGUGGUAUCAGCUGUGUAGAAAAAUAUGGCUCUAAAGGGUAAGCUGGAGACUGAGAUAGAAAUAAAGUCAGCUGCUGAUAAGUACUACAACAUCUUCAGGAGCACUACCCACCAUUUUCCCAAAGCAACUCCUAACAUUAUACAAGCAGUUGAGGUGCAUGAAGGUGAUUGGGAGACACAUGGCUCUAUCAAGUUCUGGAAUUAUACAAUCGCGAUGGACACCUUUAGGAUCAGGGAGGUUUUCAAAGAGAAGGUUGAAUUUGAUGAUGCAAACAGGGCAGUAACUCUUGUGGGCAUUGAAGGGGAUGUCAUGGACUAUUUCAAGAGCUUUAAGGUCACCUUUCAGGCUACUCCAAAGGGUAAUGGCAGCUUGGUCAAGUUGACUCUUGAAUAUGAGAAACUGAGAGAGGAAGUGCCUGCUCCAAUUAAGUACCACAAUAUGAUGGUUACCAUGACUAAAGACAUUGAUGCAUUCCUUGCCAAGGCAAAAAAUAUGGCUCUAAAGGGUAAGCUGGAGACUGAGAUAGAAAUAAAGUCAGCUGCUGAUAAGUACUACAACAUCUUCAGGAGCACUACCCACCAUUUUCCCAAAGCAACUCCUAACAUUAUACAAGCAGUUGAGGUGCAUGAAGGUGAUUGGGAGACACAUGGCUCUAUCAAGUUCUGGAAUUAUACAAUCGAGGGGAAUGCUGAGGUUUUCAAAGAGAAGGUUGAAUUUGAUGAUGCAAAUAGGGCAGUAACUCUUGUGGGCAUUGAAGGGGAUGUCAUGGACUAUUUCAAGAGCUUUAAGGGCACCUAUCAGGCUACUCCAAAGGGUAAUGGCAGCUUGGUCAAAUUGACUCUUGAAUAUGAGAAACUGAGAGAGGAAGUGCCUGCUCCAAUUAAGUACCACAAUAUGAUGGUUACCAUGACUAAAGACAUUGAUGCAUUCCUUGCCAAGGCAUAAUCAAAAGGGUAUAUGCAUUUUCUGGUGCUUGUUAUGUCAUUUAAGCAUGACAACCAAAGCAGUACUAGCUUAUGUAUCUAAGCCAGGUUUGUUUUAAAAAAUUAUCGUGUGUUGUGAAUGAAGAGUACAGUUGGUGCUGAUCUUUACUAUUUAUGCCUUGGAAUAAAACUUUGUAAUCAGUUUUAUAUGUUAUGUUAAAAAAAAAAAUUGAAUAAAGUUCGUAUGUUUUAUAUUGA